GUUUCGUUUCUCCGUCUCGGUGGCAGUCCAAUGGCAAGGCCCUCCUCCUGCCUGGAUCUGCAACCUCCCAGCUGCUUGUGGCACAGCAGGCCGCCGGGCUAAGGCUCAGCCUGUACAGGCCAGUCCUGACCGAAUGAAGGACCAUGCAGGCGGCGUCCAAGUGUGUUACGGGGGCUGGUCAAUACCUGGUCAAUACCUGGGCCAGCCUGUCAGUCCUGCCGGUUCGUCCUGCCCGUCCUCAUGAUUUUUUGAGAGCAGAGAACAAAACAUUUGCUCGUCCAUUGAAUCAAUCACUUGCUCAUUCAUUCCUUGUGCAUCUCGGAUCCUGGAUCUAGGGCCUUGGUCCAUGUCUCGUCCCACCUGAUCCGCGGCUCGCUUGGUUACCUGUGCAAUUGAUGCCCACGCUUUCGCUCGCUGUAGCAGUAGCACCAUGGGUCUCAUUCUGACUCACCUGCUGGCCAUUGGCUCCCUGCUCAGCCCAUGGCUCGUCUCGUCCGCCCGGGCUGGCGACAGCAGUAACAGGCCGCUUGACUGGCAGACAUGGGGUCCCUACAGGCCGAAUCUCUACUUUGGUGUUCGCCCACAGAUCCCAGAGACUCUCCUCAUGGGGCUCAUCUGGGCCAGCGGCGAUGACCGUAACCGCCUCGUUGACACGUUGCGGGACACCUGUGAGCAGGAGGACGGGGUGAAAGGAUACGGCUGGACCACCUAUGACCCGCGCGUCGGCGGCUCUCAGCUCAUCCACGACCAGGAGCUGCAGGUCGAUCUCACCACCGACUUCGUCAAGUCUGAGGAUGGCCAGGGCUGGUCUGUCAGGGUCGCCGGCACCCCGCGCCCGGGCGCUCCUGACACUGUCAAGACGACACUCAUCUUCCACGUCGCCCUUGAGGCCAUGGCUGGCUCGACACCCGACACUAAGGGUCUCUACUGCGAACACCUGAACAAGGGCACCGGCCACUCGCUGGCGUUCGGAGCCUCGUGUCACGGCCAGGACCCAAGGCUUGGCCCCUUCGACCUGGUCAUCAGCACGGACAGCAGGGAGAAUAUCAUCCACCGCACUGCUGUGAACAGCGUCAACGUUUCGGAGGACCGGAUAUGGCAGGCCAAAUCUGUCUUCACCGAUGUGCUCAAGAAUGACGAUUCCCAGGACUACAGGAAGGUUGUGCCCAGCAGCAAGACUGGCAAGGCGAACAUGCACUUUGUGCAUUACAACUUCAUUGGUGCCUUCUCUGCGACCUUCAACUACCGCAACUCUCCGAACGUCACGAGACUGGACGAGCUGCGAACGUCUUUUCCCUCGCAGGUGGACAAGGUGUUUCCAAGGUCUUCUGUCUUCCACGAGGACAAGUACGCAGUCUUUGCUCAAGGCCUGCUGUCGAACCUGCUGGGUGGCCUGGGCUUCUUCCACGGGGACAGCAAGGUUGCCUCGAAAGAACCAGAGUUCGAGGAGAAGGACCCCGACUUCUGGAUGAAAGAAAAAGCGGCAAUGGGCAGGGCCACGGUCACCAUGACAGAACCAACAUCGCUCCUCUCAUUCACGCCGUCGAGAUCUGUCUUCCCGCGAGGGUUCCUCUGGGACGAGGGGUUCCACCUGCUGCCCGUCAUCGAGUGGGACCUCGACCUGGCCGUGUCGGUCAUCCGCAGCUGGUUCAAGCAGAUGGAUGGCGAGGGGUGGAUCGCCCGUGAACAGGUCAUUGGGCCCGAGGCUCGGAACAAGGUGCCGCCUCAGUUCCAGACGCAGUAUCCGCACCAUGCCAAUCCGCCCACGAUGCUGGCGCUGGUCCUGCCCGCCCUCCUCAAGAAGGUGACGAAACCGGCCAGCUACUUUGGCCACCCCUCGAAAUAUGUCGCCAGCGAGGAGGCGGGAAGAGCCCUGAUCAAAGAACUGUACCCCCUCUUUGACCGGCACUUCUCGUGGUUCCGCCGCACGCAAGCCGGCGACCUCAACGCCUGGCCUCGGCCCGAUAACCACGUGCUGGUUGAGAGUUACCGCUGGCGCGGCAGGACGCCCAAGCACACCCUGGCGAGUGGUCUGGAUGACUAUCCCAGGGCGAACCCGCCCCACCCAGGCGAGCUACACGUCGAUGCGCUCGCCUGGGUCGGUGCCUCGUCGCGCGCGCUGAUGCAGGCGGCGCAGGUGCUCGGCGACAGGAACGCCGCCGAUGUGCACCGGGAGCAGACGGAGGCGGUCCAGCACAACAUGGACGUGCUGCACUGGAACGAGAACGAGAACGCCUAUUGCGACGCAACGGUCGUGGGCCAUGACGACGGCGCGCAGUUCCAGCAUGUCUGCCACAAGGGCUACGUCUCGAUAUUCCCACUGCUCAUGGGCCUCAUGAAGGCAGACCACCCCCACCUCCCUGCCGUGCUGGACCUGCUGUCGGAUCCUCACAAGAUGUACUCACGACAGGGGCUGCGCAGCCUGAGCGCCGAGGAGCACGGGUACAGGAAAGACGAGGACUACUGGCGCGGGGCGGUCUGGAUGAACAUCAAUGUGCUGGCGGUGCAGCGCCUGCGGGCCGUGGGCCUCGAAGGACACCAAAGACCGCCGACAGCUGUGCAGGAGCGGGCCCUGACCGUCGCGGCCGAGCUCAGGGACCGGGUUGUCAAGUCGGUCUACAGGAACUACCAGCAGACAGGGUUCGUCUGGGAGCAGUACGACGACAAGACGGGCAAGGGGCGCCACAGCAGGGCGUUCACCGGCUGGACGGCGUGCGUGAUCAUGCUGAUGGGCCUCGAGUUCACGAGAGGGCAGGCAAUGGAAGAGGUCAUCGAACACGCCUUCGAAGACCUGAGCAGGGAGAUGGGCGUGUCGACGAGCACGCCACUCAUCUUCCUGGCUGUCGUCCUGUUCGCCGUGGUGUUCAGGCGAAAGGUGAUGGGCUUGAUAGCCUCAGUCGUCGAGUACUGGCAAGAGCGGAAUGGACCAAGGAGGCACAGGGGCCGGUACGAGAGCGCCGAGAUGAACGACAGGAAGCCGUGAGGCGCUGUGGGGUUUUGUGUACUAUCAUUUUGGAAUUCGAGUCGAUAUAUUAUCAUAGACAGGGCCAUGUAAGUUUGUUCGACGGCCUCUUUCGGUCCAAGACCUGAACAUGUAAAGCUUGCGCCUCGGCCGUGUACCGAGGCACCUCCCUAUUUUGUGUACCUAGCCAUCGUAUAGGAGUUACCUGCAGUACUCGGUACACUACGGUUAGCAC
Messenger RNA from Diaporthe batatas, 3197 nucleotides. RefSeq lists its product as uncharacterized. Gene Ontology annotation, cellular component: endoplasmic reticulum membrane. Gene Ontology annotation, biological process: protein N-linked glycosylation; oligosaccharide metabolic process. The record is from RefSeq and is a predicted model, not a curated record. Gene Ontology annotation, molecular function: Glc3Man9GlcNAc2 oligosaccharide glucosidase activity. Lineage: Eukaryota; Fungi; Ascomycota; Sordariomycetes; Diaporthales; Diaporthaceae. The transcript has 3 exons. Bases 431 to 2983 code for a protein of 850 amino acids.